Messenger RNA from Leptidea sinapis, 6679 nucleotides. RefSeq names its product RNA-binding protein 26 (gene swm). Gene Ontology annotation, molecular function: RNA binding; metal ion binding. The record is from RefSeq and is a predicted model, not a curated record. Lineage: Eukaryota; Metazoa; Arthropoda; Insecta; Lepidoptera; Pieridae. The coding region runs from base 155 to 2911 and encodes 918 amino acids. The transcript is spliced from 24 exons. Gene Ontology annotation, cellular component: nucleus. Gene Ontology annotation, biological process: mRNA processing.
CUAAUAAUUAGUAUUAUUACUUGUUUAAAAUUAAACGCUUAGGGAGAUUAAUAUUAUAAAUUACCAUCAUCGUGGUUUUACAAGAUUUUAUAUGUGAUUUCUUAAGUAUAUUUAUUGUUAUUUCAGUGUGUGGCGAUAUCUUUAAGUGACCAAAAUGCUUAUUGAAAACCCAGAUGCUUUCAAAAGUUGGUUGACGUCCAUAUUGGAACCCCUGUGUGAUGCGGAUCCGGCAGCCCUGGCGAAGUAUGUGUAUGCCCUAGUGAAGAAAGACAAACCCUUGGAUGAGCUGCGGGAAGGAAUGUUGGAUCAGCUUGAUGUGUUCCUGCAACAAGAAACAAAGCCAUUUGUGGAGAUGCUCUUCAAAGCACUGGACGGUCACGAGUAUUUGGUGUCGGUUGAUAAAAAAGAACCCACACCUCCACCGGAACCUGUUGUUACAGAAAAAGAACCUGAACUUGAAAAUCAUGUUCCAGCAGUAACCAGCGAAGAGCAACAGGAAGCGUCCCGUACUGUGAGGAAUCGAAGCCCGAUCCUGGCGACAACGGAGCCUCCUCCACGGCACCGGGUCGUGGUACCUAGGCGAGCUCACCCGCCCCACGAGCAGACACUCGUUAAGGUUCUGCCAACGGAAUUGCUAGAAGAGCAGGUGGACCUUCCCAGGAGAAGAGAGAGGAGAGCGGAAGUGUUGCGGGACAAAGAAGAGCGCCGACGGCGGCGGUCUCGCUCGCGCUCGUGGGAGCGACGCACGCGGGCCCGCAGACACCCGCGGGACGAGCACGCCGACAGACGGUACGAGAAAAGACGCGGUCCGUCCCGGUCACCGUCACCCCGCGGCCGCUACAGAAACAGAAGCCCCCCUGCGCUCAUUGACAGACAGACUAGCAGGUCUAGAUCCAGGUCGCCAGCGGGCAUACGCGACAGGGAGCUCGAGAGGGAAAGGGAGAGGCUGCGAGUUCCGCGCGAGUUAGAGCGGGACAGAAUGUCACGCGACAGAGAGCACAGAGAUCGGAUAUCGCGCUCGCGGGACAGAGAGAGAUCGAGAGACAGAUCCCGUGACCGUUCGACAUCACCCAAAGCAGACACGAGGCUGGAGCUCAAGGAUAUGUACAAACGGAGGUGUAGAGAUUUUGACGUGAAAGGCUACUGCAUGCGAGGUGAUCUCUGCGAGUGGGACCACGGAGUAGACCCGGUCGUGUUGGAGGACGCGGCGCUCACUAGAGUCCUAACCCUCCCACCAACAGUACCCGAAUACAACCCGGCAACUCCAGACAUCUGGGUAGGCGGUGGUUUUAAUCCAUUUCCGGCGCCUCCCCCUCAUCUGGGACAUCCCCACCAUUUAACGCCCAGAGAACUUGUGCCUAUACCAAGAGUACGCGACGAUAUGCCGAUUGGAGCAGUUGUUCCCCCGCCACCGAGACACCCGCCGUCCAACAAGAAGCCCUUCGACUUUAAUAGACUUGGGGGCCCUCGCAGUCAGAGCAGUGUCCGGCCGGCGAUGCCCCCUCCUCCCAUGCACUUGGGGGGCAAGUGCUCGCUACAAGUGUCCAAGGUCCCGGUGGGGCUCAACGAUAUCACUCACCUUAACAAGCACUUCAGCAAGUUUGGCAAGAUCGUCAAUAUACAGGUGUGCUUCGAAAAUGACCCCGAAGCCGCGCUUAUAACGUUCUCGAACCCGGCAGAAGCGAACGUCGCGUACAAGAGCACUGAGGCCGUUCUCAACAAUAGAUUCAUCAAGGUGUUCUGGUACAACCCUGAGAAUAAACAUGAGAACGGCGCGAACAAUACGAACAACGUACAGACAGACCGGCACCCGAUGUCGUUGAAUAAGGUGUUCAUCAACAGAGACAACAUCAAGGCCAGCGAGGAGAAGCAGCAGCUGUUGCAGCAACAACAACAACAGCUGAAGGAGAAGGCAAAAGAGCUGAGGAACGGCGAGAACGAGACGGAGAACAAGGAGACGAAGCCAGCGGACAAGAGCAAGCAGGUGAUGGAGAUGCACCGCCGGGCGCAGGCGCUGCUGCAGACACAGCUGGCACAGCAGAAGCUGCUCAUUGGCAGGCUGGAGUCUGGCAACGUGACGGAACAACAGAAAGGUGCGCUCAUGGAAGCUAUCAACGCUGCGCAGGAGGGGAUCGAGAAGCUGAGGAAGGAAUUGGUGGCUUACAACGGAAUGAUCAAACAUUUACAGGAAGAAGCCGUCUCCAGAUCGCUAUCCCGACUGCAACUGAACCAGGCGAAUUCGAAGAAACCAAAAACGGCGGCUGAAGCGCAGAAGGAAAUAUUGGACGCGGAAUUGGACAUCAUAACCAAACAACAGGAAGGCCAAGAUGUGACCGAACUCGCCAAGAAGAUUGUGGACAUGCGCCGGCAGAUGGCAGUGCAGUUCCCGACGCACCUUGGUGCGAGGAGAAUACACUCCAGGGGCGGCCGCUUCAACCCCGCCAUGCGGUUCACCCGCAACACGGCGGCCGGGAAGCCGCCCAGCCUCAACCAGUCGGUGGACCACCGGCCGCGCACGCUGCUCGUGUCCGGCUUCGAGACGGACGAGCUGGAGCCGCUGUGUGGACACUUCGCGCGAUUCGGCGAAAUAGUUGGCAAGCAGGUGAACAUGUCCGUGCCCGAGUUGACGAUACAAUACAAGCUACGCUCGCAGGCGGAACUGGCUUUGCUGCGCGGGAGACACUACAGCGACCGGACCCUGUCGAUCACGUGGGUCAACAGUAACAAGCCGCUGGCGCCCGCCGAGCCCGUGUCUGCACCCACCACCGUGUCCGUCCACAACGGAGACGUCACACAGGACAGUGCGAACGAGACACAGACACAGAGCCAGCAGCAGACGGAUGAGCCGCUCCUCCGCUUCGACGAGGAAGAUGAAGACGACGCCGAUGAGGACCGCUCCUGGCGCCGCUGACGUCACCGGUAGUGACGCCGCUGACGUCACCGGUAGUGACGCCGCUGACGUCACCGGUAGUGGCGCCGCUGACGUCACCGGUAGUGGCGCCGCUGACGUCACCGGUAGUGACGCCGCUGACGUCUCCGGUAGUGGCGCCGCUGACGUCUCCGGUAGUGGCGCCGCUGACGUCUCCGGUAGUGGCGCCGCUGACGUCACCGGUAGUGGCGCCGCUGACGUCACCGGUAGUGACGCCGCUGACGUCUCCGGUAGUGGCGCCGCUGACGUCUCCGGUAGUGGCGCCGCUGACGUCUCCGGUAGUGGCGCCGCUGACGUCUCCGGUAGUGGCGCCGCUGACGUCACCGGUAGUGGCGCCGCUGACGUCACCGGUAGUGGCGCCGCUGACGUCACCGGUAGUGGCGCCAUUGACGUCACCGGUAGUGGCGUCGCGAGUAGCGGCCGGCCGAGCGAGCGGUCAAACUGAUUCGAUCGAGUUGUUAGACUUUAAUGUUUGUACAAAUGGUGGCCUUAUUCCGACGUAGCUAUCUCUUCCAGGCGACAUUUUGGUCGAGAAUCGUGUAUAUACAAUUUCGGCAAUAACAUAUAUACAUAUAAAUAUAUAUAUCUUUAAAAUUAUUAAUUACAUUUGAAUCAGUUUCAUUGUUGUUAUAUUCUUUUAUUAUUAAACCGCUGGAUAAUAUACUAAUUUUAAUGACAACACCUUACUAAAUGAGUCAGGAAUUUACGUAUUAACGUAUAAGGGAUUACGCAGUGUCCUAAAUAUUUAUGAAUUUGCGUGUUACUGGGUAAUAUGAAAGUUGUGACACUGUUGAAUUCUAUUCAUAUAUCUGAUAAAAAGUGGUUACUAAAAAGAGAUCUCUUAUAUGUAUAGAGUAACUGUUGUAAACGGAAAUAAUAAAAUAUUUGAUAGCAUAACACUUUAAGUGUGAAAGAGUGCGUUGUAUCGGCAAUACUUCUUUAAACGGCAUUUAGUUUUGUGUGUCGAUCAAUUAGGUAUCGUAACUAAAUGCGUUAUAAAUAUACCAUUAAAUAAUAGUCAGUUUUAUUCAUCGAUACAAAAUUUUAUAUACUUAACACGAUUGCCUUCUUAUGGACUUUUCAUAAGCUCAAAUUGACAUAAAAUUUAAGGUGUAUUCUAACUAUCUUUAUCUACACCCAUGCUUUAAUCCUCUAUUAAAGAUUCUGAAACAGUUAGCUUAUUGCCAGCAUUAAAACAUAACAACACUCCUAUUUUUUUUUUUCAAUCCCUUCAUGCUUAAAGAGUUUUAACAGAUAGCCACAUUCUUAUUGCUCGAUGCGUGGUAUCUGUAUGAAUUUCAAAAAAAGAACAUUUUAGUUUACGCGCGUUCCACACUACCAGAACGUCGCGUGCCGUAAAAAAAGUAGGUUAUUCGAAUCCCCGCAAUUUUUCUUCGAUAUUUUUAUUGUUUUGUUUACAAAAAAUGAGCGAUACAUUUUAAACGCAGCAAAAGAACAUAAUAUUCAAGUGAUUUUUAAUUAUUGCACUAUACAAAAUGUAAAUUACUACUAAAAUAAAUAAUUCUUUCAUUAAUACUUAGUUUAUUUGUAUAAAAUCAGUAAUGGAUGAUAUUAGGUUACUACUAGGACUGGCUGUUUUAAUGUUAGCAGUAAGCUAACUGUUUCAGAAUCUUUAAGAGGAUUCAUAUUCUGGGUGUAGAUAAAGUCUUGUAUGCAACUGUUGAUAGUUAGGUAUUAAAACACUCAUGUGAUACUAUAUAUAAUCCACUUUCGUGUUUUAAUACCCCUUAUUACACAACAGUUGCAUAAAUAACUAUUUCAACACACUUGGUCGUAAAGUGAGCCUUAUUAUUGUUUUAAGGGCAAUAAACAGAACUCUACCAUACACGUGCGUAAGAAUAUUACACACUAGUGCGUAAUAGAAUUAGCACCUAACUGCAAAUUAUAUGAGAGUAAACAAAGCAUUUUCAAUUUAACCGGGGUAAUACAGUUUUUUUUAUAACAACAAAGCCGUUUAAUGCCGCUGACAAUCCAUUUACAUUAUUGGAAUGAAUGAAUGUGUCUUAAUCAAGACGAAAAAACGAUUAUUAUUUUCAAAUUUUUUAAAUUUCACAAAAUUGACAAUGAAAUAUAUGCAUGUUAUCACAAAAAUUACAAUUUUGAAGGAUGUUGUAUGGUAUGUAUAUGUAAUCAAUCAACUUUCAUUUGGCGGUCAAAAAAAAGUUCAUAUUUUCACUAUCACUUCACACUAUACUAGAGUGAAAUUGAGCAAUUAACUUCAUGGUGUCGGAGAGUCGUGACGCUGUGCGUGUGCAUUUAUAAAAAUUCACUCGCAUGUUUUUUUUUAAAACAAGAUCCGUGGACGUAUUAUGUUGUUAUGAGUGGUAAUUUAAAGAUACUAUCAAAUGUGCCCUAGGCACGUCACUGAAUACUUACUCAAAAGUAAUGUCACGUAACACGUUUUACUCUGAAUUAAACAAAUUUAACUUGAAAACAAAAUUUAUGUACGAUGGGGGCUCCCCGCGACCUCUCGCGUUCCGUGCGAGGGCUCUUCCACUGAGACAACCGUUCAAGUGACGUCUCGUUCAUAAAUCUUGAUAUGUCGCGUUUAACUCUCAGGUUGUGGCUUCAUCUACAGAAUCUACUUUACUACUAACUAACUAAUCUACUUAGUUGAUAACCUGCUCAACCUCAAUAUUUGCAUGUUAGGAAAUUGACUUGAGAUGUCGCUCUUUCAAAUCUAAACAAUUGUUCUGUUUUUAAAAUGAUAACCCUCAAUAAUUCUGGGAUUAAUUACACAAAUUAAAUUUGAAAUACGAACCCCAGGGUCGCGGGUUAACAAAUUACUCUGAAUUGCGAAUUAAAAUUUGUCUUUCAUGUAAAGUUGUUCCUAAAUGCGAGAUGUGUUAAGUUUGUUCGUGAGUAUUGAUCUAGUCUUUAUCGAGAAAAAAAUUAAAAUUAAGAUGUCGUUAUGAAGUUAUAUAAUAGUAUAAAAUUAUUCAUUAUAAUUAUAAAAAAACCCAUCCAUUAUGAAGUAUGUAGCUGCAUUCCUGUAAAAACACAAACUUAAUAAAACAAUUUUAUCAAUUGUCUUAGAAUUUUUUUAGCGAAUUACUCGGGAAAAAAAUACUAAUAAAUAAAAAUAAAGAAGGUAAACAAAUCUGUUUGAUGUCAAAACAGACAGUUAUAAACUACUCCCGCUUCGGAAACAAAGCGGCGAUGAAAGACUAUUAUAGCUCUCUGAUUCACACUCGCACAAACUGAUAUCUUGUAUCGCACUGUGAGGGGUUACACGAGGAAUAACUGACUACAUUGUAACAUUAUUUAAGUCAUCUAGAUUGGGUUCAAAAUCGUAUAUCAUUACAUAUCAUACGUUAAGAUAAUGUGAAAACGUCGAAAAAAAUGAGUUUAGAAUUAACCUCUAGUAGCAUUCGAGUUACUCAAAUGCAACCUAUUUAAGUCAAAGAAAUAAAACUCAAAAUGGCCCUAUUCUGUCCUCUAGCAUCGUCAACACCGAUUUUGGUAAUUGGAAUAGAUAAUAUGGGUAUAAUAUAAGUUCCAAUGUACGUAAAGCAUUAUUAUGCGCAAUUUUAAUGAUUGCUAACAAACUUUAAAAGCAUGAUUUAAAAAUGAUAUUAUAAAAGUGUGACGAGCCGGUCGUCCCUCGCCUGUCGCGUGUCUCCCGCCAUUGGUAUCAUGUUCUAGUUAACAAACCUCAUUUUCAAUGCAAUUCUAUGGAAAAUGUUUGAACAUGAAUAGCUUCUGGUCCCGACCACCUAGAAAUAAAAA